This is a messenger RNA of Colletotrichum higginsianum IMI 349063, 2568 nucleotides long. Its product is annotated as Cbr-clec-223 protein. Lineage: Eukaryota; Fungi; Ascomycota; Sordariomycetes; Glomerellales; Glomerellaceae. The coding region runs from base 1 to 2568 and encodes 855 amino acids. The record is from RefSeq and is a predicted model, not a curated record. The transcript has 3 exons.
AUGCCGUUCACGACGGGUUCCAACGGCGAGACGCAGCCCUACUAUGGCCCUGUUGGACCAUCCGCGCCUCUUGUCCUGCCUGCGCCCGAACGUCAUCAGCAACGUCCCCAGCAACCGGUUAAGCUGACUCCGAAGAAACCUACAGGAAAUUCCGUCUUGAAUGAUGGAGGCAACGCGCCAGUUCAGAGCUCCAUGUCCGCGACGGGUGGCACACGUGUGCAGUCUGCAGCUUACCAAAGAGCGGCUUUGGAUGUCAACUCUUCCUACAGGCCUAACGGGAAGCGGAAUGCAACUGCCAGUUCUUCGUUCGAUCAAGGAGUUAGGCAGGGCUCGCUCUUGGGCCCUGCACGCUCCGAAACUGGUCAAAAUGCGCCGCAAGAGCAGCUGCAGACCCCAAGUGCAUCGAAAGCGAUAGGCAGCGGUCAGUCACAGCCUCAAGGCGAACCCAAAGGCUGGGAGAAGAUCCCGCACGCUGAUGACUCAAUCCACGGCCCAGUGUUCCGCCGAUCUCCAACCAAGGACAACAGACCUCGCUCAUACUCCAGGGUAUCGACCAAAGCAGACUACUACUGCACAAACCAACAUCCCAAGACUGCCCACAAGUAUUUUUACACGCCUUGUUCUUGUAACAAGUGUGAGGAACGCGAACGCUCUGUGUAUGUUCAGCUGAAACCAAUCCUGCGAAUGGCUUCGGGCGUCCUCCUGAGCAAGAUCCAUGAGAUCAUGUCCCAGUGGGGAGAGGUUGAACAUGUCUCCCAGUUACCACUAGCGGAGCAUACCGCAGACUUCGCUUGCUUCUUUGUCAGAUUCAAGGAUGGCUCAAGGGUAAGAGAGAUCUCGGCCAUGGAUGACUUCAAGAGCAACGUGGUGGAUUCCAUGAUCAGGACUGGCGCGAUGCACCAUACAAAGUAUGGCGAAGACAUGCUUGAAGACCACAGGCGCGACAACGAGCAGAUCGGCUCGACAAACCAAACUGGUUCAUAUCAGCCAGCGUGGAAAGGUCAGUCGAGCGGCUUUGGACAGACCCAGCUUCCGCAUAACCGCCGCGACUCGAGGGCACAGGUGUCCUUGGAGCAGUACAUGAAGCCUUCGCGUCAGCCGUCGCAGGCCAACGUUGCGACGAGCCAUGGCUCAUCAACUCCGCUGCCCGAGAAGGACCCGCGAAAGGUAGCUGGGCUGAUCGGAGAAGCCAAAACGAUUGGAAACUUGUGGACCAAGCGCGCUUCCGCAGCGGUGCCUCAAACUUCUGCCGAAGCCGAGUCUCAGUCCAAGCCACCUUCUGAAGACAUUAUCCCAGAUAUAGAGCAGACAAACCAGUCUUCCAGCCCUCGUGCUCCCGUGAGCAGUUCGGGCAAGAGCGUCAACAAAGCCAUUGUGGUCAAUUUGCCGACCACGCCGCAGAAACCCAAGGCUAACACGAGCACACAUGUAUCCGCAUCCGACGAGAACACCACGCCUACAAACACGAUGGCUUUCACUCCUAAGGGCAGCGAAGCAUCUGUGAAGCCAGUCAAGAUGGUUCCUUGUACAUCAACCGCCACUGACUGCGAGGUUUCACCCUCGUAUGGACAGAAGAAAAAGUUGCAAACGCCUAGCGACCAGGCUCCUGGCGCAAAGUCCACCGCCGAGAAGAGUGAUCCGUCUCAAUCGGAGAGCCCUCCCCCCGACAAGGGCAAGUACAGAAAGGUUUUCUCGCAGAAAGAUGACCACAGCAUCGAGGUUUUCGACGCGCGAGUGCUCAACGUUGCCGCAAAGGAGCCCCAAUCGGCUGUCGAUAGCUCGAGUAUAGAAGAGCACCCCGUUGAGCAAGCAAACGAGCUCACGCGCGCCGGCCACGAGCUUGACAGUUUGAUCGAUUUGAGUCGGGACCAGGAGGCUGUUGGCACGACUGUUGCUGUCGAGAGCUCCACCAAGAAGAAGAACAAGAAGUCCAAGAAGAAGAAGAAGACCGCUUCCGCGGACCAAGGUGAGGCAAGCAAUGUACAGCAGACUGUAAACGACGGCGCCAUCAACAGCGCAGACCAACAAGACCCAGAAGCCUCGAUGCCACUCACCACCGAGAUAGUAGAGGAUAAUGAGCCUGCAACCCUCAGAGAAGUCAUGGCCAAGGCAAAGCGGAUAGUUGGAGGGAUGGGUGCCAAACCAGGCAGUGCGAACCAAACUGCCAUCGAAAUCCCUACGAAUGUUGUCCAGCAAGACGCGGAGCCAUUUGUCGCUGGAACAACGGAGAAGCCCGAGUCGGAAGUUCCGAACAACACCGCAAAGGGCGAACAGAUCGCCAGGACAGAGUGCAAUGAGCCACAGCAGUCAACCGAGAAGUCUGAUGUUCCAGAGACUGCCACCAAAACUUUCCGGGCGAAUGCUGGCGGAUCGUUGCGAAUGCCCAAGACUCGGAAGAAGCAACCUGCCCAGUUGCAACUCGCUGGCCCAUCCGCUUCCGAAGGCGCAAUACUGAAGGACUUGAUGCACCUCGAACUUUGGAUAAUGGACUUCCUUCUGCUACGAGCACCGCGCUUUUCAGUUCUAUCACAGGCCAGGAAAAUCGCUCUAGCGAUGGGUCGCCUGUGA